Lactuca sativa (garden lettuce) is the source of this 1096-nucleotide messenger RNA. RefSeq lists its product as uncharacterized. The record is from RefSeq and is a predicted model, not a curated record. NCBI's taxonomy places the organism in Eukaryota, Viridiplantae, Streptophyta, Magnoliopsida, Asterales, Asteraceae.
CCUCCCUUAAAAAUUAAAAUACCAUUUUUAUCACUAGUUUCCAAACACAAAGUUAUCGCCUCAAAUUGCUCCAAUUUAAUGCACCAACCUUAAGCAAGUUAGCAUUUCUUAUCCCCAAAUUCAACUGUACUCUUCAGACCCCACCACCAAAUCCUCCUUCCCAAUGGGUUGCUGUCUAGGCACCACCGCCGCAAACCACCGUCAACCGGAUAAAUCCAAGCUCAAAACAGAGCCUCGACCAGCUUCCCACUCUCCUCCGCCGGCAUUCGAAGAAGAGACGGUAAAGGAAGUCCUUUCUGAAACCCCCAUCGUCCCCAAAACUCCACCGACAGUCAUCGUAGACCGCCCACAGACUCUUCAAUCGGAGGAACGCAGCGCCGUUGAUUUAACCAAAAAACCAUCAGAGGAAGUUCAAGAAAAUGUUUCCGAGAUGUCGGAGAUGUAUAGUUACAGUGAGAGCUUCUCUGCUGCAACAACGGCGACGGUGGCGGAUGCUAAGAAAGACGAAAUCGAGAUGGACGACGAAGGUGAAGUCACCCAGAAAGUGAAAAUCAGGUCUCCGCCGGCCAAGAGGGUUGUCAGAAAACGCCCGAUGGUGACUUCAGGCGAACUUGCUGGGAAGAAGGAACGAAUCACCAGACCUGCGGCUAGAAGGCAAAUGGCUCCUUCUCCGGAGAAAAAACGUCAGUCGCCGUCGAGGACUACGACGAACGUACAACGCCAACGAAAUGUAGGACAACCCAAUGAUGCCCGGAGAGAAGUCACGGCUCGGAGAUCGAGGUCACCGGCAGUGCGUGGUGAAGCAGGCCAACGUCGGAAAGUAAGGGACAGAAGUCCCGCUGAGAAAUCCAGUGACGUGAUACCUGUUAACACCGUGGAAAGUGAAGAAAAGAGUACGGUGGAAAAGGCCGACGACGGUGCUGCCUCGCCGGAGCCGCAGACAACCGAGUCGUUGGAAAACCCUCUUGUUUCCCUAGAGUGUUUCAUUUUCCUAUAGUGCCAAGUCGCCGACUUAGACGACGCCGUUUGGCUUGUUUUUUUUUGAUGAAAUGUACUUAUUUAUUUUUCAUCGAAAUGAUAUUUUUUGGGUUGUAAA